Molecule: messenger RNA, 759 nt
Organism: Symbiodinium natans
Lineage: Eukaryota; Dinophyceae; Suessiales; Symbiodiniaceae
Source: the annotation of a GenBank genome assembly
AUGGCACCAUCGCUCGCUGAAUUUAGCAAGCUCAUUCCCAUCCACGAGGUGGCGAGGGAGCACUACCUGGACGAAGACGAUCGCAGGAUUUGUGUGGACAUUGAUAACCGUGCCGAUGAACGAAAGCACAGGGCACCCGCUCGUCACUCAGGGGUGUACAGCAGAGAUCCAUACCAUCGGCCCCUGACAGCAUUGAACGUUCCUCAUAUUCCAGCUUCCGUUUAUUGGUACACACAGCAAACUUCACGGGUUUGCGAGUCCGCCAGCGCAAAGUAUUCUGCACAGCUUGAAUUCGUCAUUUUGUGGAACACGAGUGAGACCCGGUGGGAACAUUACAUGGAAAGCCUUGAGAUUGAGAAGGAUCUCACUCGAAACAAGGAUGACUGGGGGGUGAUAUCUCGCUAUCUCUACGCAACCAACUCUAACAACGAUCCCACAGACCCUCUGGCUGGGGAAUGGAUCCAUGAGGACCUCUUGUGCGGGGGGACUUACGCCACCGCAUGGUCUCGAAGUGGUUUCUGGCGGGCCUUGCAAGCGGAAUGCCGCGCAGCUGGCGGAGAAGUGGUUUACCAGGAUGCGGAGCAAACUGGACAGAGGUGCCACAUUCUCUUCCUGGUGGACAGCUCGAAGUCCAUGUCAAGCAGGGAUCUUGUACUGGAAGAUCGACGCAUGCGCCGUAUCGAUGGCGCCGUGCUGAUGUUGAAGGAGUUCGCGCAGAAUGACCCCGGGCAAGGCUGCGACAUGUACACAGCCAUUCUU